AUGCCACAGCAAGAUCUGUUGGAGGUCAGCGAUCCGAAGGCUUUGCAAUAUAUAUUCCACACGUCGGGAUACCGUUUUCCAAAGUCAAGGGACGCCAUACGAAUAGCAGACGCCUUGUUCGGACAGGGACUCGUUACAGUGGGAGGAAAUGUCCAUCAACGCCAACGAAAGAUCUUGAACGGCUCAUUUUCCGCUUCUAAGCUCCGGCAAUUUCUUCUUAUUUUCAAAUCCUCGGCUUCCCUGCUCACCGAGAAAUUGAACGACCAAAUCAAGGGUGGUCCCGGCGUGUUGAACGCAGUAGAAUGGACAAGCAAAGUUGCCCUUGAUAUAAUUGGAAUGACUUCCUUCCGAUAUCGUUUCGAAGCUUUGAGCGGCGGACAGACGGAACUGAGGGAUGCUCUGGAAAACGGUUCUCCUACCGUAGCGCUUUCAUAUCUUUCGGAUGAAGAUAAGAAGAAAAUGAGUAAUGAUGAAAUAGAAUCACAGUUGGCUACAUUCAUAUUGGCUGGUCAUGACACCACAGCGAAUGCAAUUGCCUGGCUUCUGUAUGAGCUCGCUCGCCACCCUGACGACCAACAGCGGAUCCGAGGCGAGAUAAGACAAGUACAGCUGAGCGAAGGGGCGCUGACAUCUAAUGAUUAUGACUCCAUGCCAUUCCUCAACGCUGCAAUCAAGGAAACACUUCGAAGACAUCCAUUCGUUCAUACCCUUUACCGAAUGGCGGACCAGGAUGAUAUUCUUCCACUAUCGGAGCCGGUUACAACCACUGAUGGAAGAGUGGCUACCGAGAUUCUAUCUCGAAAGGCCAACCUGCCAACCGUCUGGGGUGACGACGCCGACAGAUGGAAUCCCGGUCGAUUCUUGGGUUCCGCGGAAAAGGGCCAAUUGUCUCUCGGCGUAUACUCAAAUUUGAUGACGUUCAGCGCAGGCGUCCGUGCAUGCCUUGGUUGGAGAUUCGCGAUUAUGGAAAUUCAAACGGUCACAGUCGAACUUCUCGGUAACUUUGAAUUCAAGCUUCCUGAUGGAGUCGAGCUACUGGACGCACCAGGCACCCUGAGCUGUCUUCCAAUUGUUAAGGGAAAACUGGCCGAUGGUACUCAGGUUCCAUUGCAGAUUGCUCCUCUGGAGACCUAA
Desarmillaria tabescens is the source of this 1134-nucleotide messenger RNA. RefSeq names its product cytochrome P450. The record is from RefSeq and is a predicted model, not a curated record. Gene Ontology annotation, molecular function: oxidoreductase activity, acting on paired donors, with incorporation or reduction of molecular oxygen; monooxygenase activity; heme binding. Bases 1 to 1134 code for a protein of 377 amino acids. Lineage: Eukaryota; Fungi; Basidiomycota; Agaricomycetes; Agaricales; Physalacriaceae. The transcript is spliced from 12 exons.